This is a messenger RNA of Wasmannia auropunctata (little fire ant), 711 nucleotides long. Its product is annotated as probable 4-coumarate--CoA ligase 1. Gene Ontology annotation, molecular function: CoA-ligase activity. The record is from RefSeq and is a predicted model, not a curated record. NCBI's taxonomy places the organism in Eukaryota, Metazoa, Arthropoda, Insecta, Hymenoptera, Formicidae. Bases 181 to 711 code for a protein of 176 amino acids. The transcript is spliced from 2 exons.
AUCAAUGCAAUAUAAUCUGUUGAGUUUAAACGUCAAUUGAUCUCAAGUGUUUAUCAUUUAGAUGAAUUCCAGCAUAUAUUAAACAUUGCGAAGCCGCGUAUUGUUUUUGUAUCUCAGCGCACUGAAAAUCUCUUCGCUGAGAUUCUACUAAAAUUAUCCUGGAAAAUAGAAUUAAUAGAGAUGGACGAUCAACCGCUCACAACAAAUGUUUGUACAUUGACGGAUAUUUUAAAUAAUGAAUCGGAUGUAGACUACAUCAGAUACAAGCCUGCAGAAAUCAAUGAUCCCAGUCGGCAUCCAUUGGUUAUUCUCUAUUCAAGUGGCACCACGGGAAUGCCAAAAGGAGUGGCGCUGUCUCAUAAAAAUCUAGUGAUGUUUUUAACAAUAUUUAUCAAGCCCGAAUACGCGGACACAAAAAGUGAUGACAGAAUAUUGAUUCUACUACCGUUUUAUCAUGCCUACGGGUUGGGCAUGCUGUUACUCGGGUCUUUCGGGAACUGCACCUGUAUUAUAAUGUCCGCCUUCGAGCCGCAAAUCUUCCUAACUCUAGUGCAGAAAUAUAAAAUCACCCAUCUGCCGCUGGUGCCUCCAAUACUGAUCUUUCUGGCAAAACAUCCGCUGGUAGAUAGUUGUGACUUUCGCAGCGUGAGAGAACUCUUCUGCGGAGCGGCACCGCUUGCGAAGGACGUAAGUUUUCUUUUAUCAUUAUGA